CAUUUGCACAUUCAUUUUUUGUUGCAAAGCCGCCACACACCGCCGCCGCGAUCGAAAAAUUCGCAGCCAAUUUUUCGCGUAUUUCCAAGUGCCGUCGAUCGGGAAAAUCGCGGAUUGUCGCGACGAAAAUAGCGUGCAGAUUUCGGCGAAUUCGCGUCACGUCGCAAGUGCCGUGUGUGAUUGGGUGUGCGGAGAGCUAUGCGAAAAUAGUUUUGGUCUUUGUCGAUUGCAACUUUUGACAGCGGCUCCUUGUUGAGGGAAAAACUCUUCCCUUUCUUUUUUUUGUCGGUGUUCCGUGGGCAACCCCUCUGGCAGGACACGAGAUGGCAUCUCCGCUGGAACAUUACGUGAACCACGUCCGGACGAUGAGCAGCGCCGGUAACUUCCGGGAGCUGGUGGAGUAUCUGCUCGAGUCGACUGAGCUGCUGGCCAAAAAUGGGAACAUCCUCGAUAACGUGCUGGAAACGCUCGACAUCCAGCAGCACUCGCUCGGGGUGCUGUUCGUGCUGGUCAUCAAAUUCAGCGAACCGAAUAACCAUGACGACACGGAGAACGUUCUGCGCGUCGUUCGCGAGUUUAUCACGCUGUGCAACGGCGAACAGGUCCGCUUCGCCACCCAACCAUACUUUGAGCUCUGCCACCAGUUCACGUCGGCACUGGUCAAGAACAAACAGUACACGAUCCAGGGCAUCCAGGUGCUGGCGCUGGCGGUCGAGAAGAUCCGGAUGUUCGACACCCAGCUGACGCCCGUCCACGCGGACCUGUGCCAGCUGUGUUUGUGCGCGAAAGUGUUCAGCCCGGCGUUGCGCUUCCUGGACACGGACGUGACGGCGAUCGCCAACACUGAGGACAGCAACCACGACACCAAGUACUUUCUGCUGUACUAUUACUACGGGGGGAUGCUGUACACGGCGGUCAAGAACUACGAACGGGCGCUGUACUUCUUCGAGGUGGCCGUCUCGACGCCGGCCCUGGCCAUGUCGCACAUAAUGCUCGAGUCGUAAAAGUACAUCCUGGUGUCGCUGAUACUGCACGGGAAGGUCGUCCCGAUACCGAAGUACUCGUCCCAGGUCAUCUCGCGGUUCAUGAAGCCUCUGAGUCACGCGUACCACGACCUGUCCAGCGCGUACAACAGCUCCAACAGCGACGAGGUGCGGAACGUCGUCAACAAGUACCGGGACUCGUUCCUGCGGGACACCAACAUGGGCCUGGUGAAGCAGGUCGUGUCGUCGCUGUACAAGAAGAACAUCCAACGUCUGACGAAGACCUUCCUGACGCUGUCGCUGGCGGAUGUGGCGAGCAGGGUGCAACUGUCCGGACCGGCCGAAGCCGAGCGGUACAUCCUGAACAUGAUCAAAUCGGGCGAGAUCUUCGCGUCGAUCAACCAAAAGGACGGCAUGGUGGUGUUCAAGGACGACCCGGAAAAGUACGACAGCCCCGUCAUGUUCCACAAGGUGCAGCAGGAGAUCACGCGCGUGAUGGGCCUGAACAAGCAGAUUCUCAAGAUGGAGGAGGACAUCAUGCUCAACCCGGUGUACGUCAAAAAGUCGAUGGGAAAUCAGGAGGAUGACGUGAUCGGUGGCCAGCACUCAAAGUCCUACUCUGGGGAUCCCACCGAAUAAUGCAGCCAUCGGGUGGACUCGACCCAAACGACUGACACUGGAAGCUAGCAGAAACAGCAACAGCAGCAGCAGUAGAAUAGAAGUGAAAUCCAAACUUUUCUCUCCGAACGGCUGUUACAACAAACACUCACACACAAAGUUACAGUUUAAAGAUGACAUGUAAAACACGACAAAAAAAAAGAUCGUCGUCGAUUACUCCCACACAACAUAAUUCACACGCAAUCGAACAAUAGAAAUAAAUACACUGAAACGCAUUCAAGUACAGCUUUCACUAGCGAGUAAAACAAGCUUUGAUGCAAUUACAGCGCGCGAAGAAACAAAGAAAAGAGUGAAUUUAAAAAUUCAGUGGAAGGAAAACAUACCCAAGUGAUGAUCAAUAGGCGCGUUACAAAUGUGCUUGCUCCCGAUCAAGUGAAGUGAAGUUAAUGAGUUACAGACAGAGAAGUAGAAGAACCGAGUUCGUUUGUGUGCGUGCGUGCGUGAGAGUGAGUGAAGAAAUGAGAGAGUUUUGAGUUGAAGUGGCGUACGAGAUAAACAAAAAAAAAAACGCUAAUUAAAAAUGCAACCUGUAAAUCGAACGAAGGAGAUUUUGGAUAGAAUUCUCUCAAUAAAAAUAUGAAAGAUAGUGUAAAACAUUGAAGGUA
This is a messenger RNA of Culex quinquefasciatus (southern house mosquito), 2266 nucleotides long. RefSeq names its product COP9 signalosome complex subunit 3 (gene CSN3). Gene Ontology annotation, biological process: ubiquitin-dependent protein catabolic process. The record is from RefSeq and is a predicted model, not a curated record. Gene Ontology annotation, cellular component: COP9 signalosome. Lineage: Eukaryota; Metazoa; Arthropoda; Insecta; Diptera; Culicidae.